Girardinichthys multiradiatus is the source of this 1319-nucleotide messenger RNA. RefSeq names its product trichohyalin. Lineage: Eukaryota; Metazoa; Chordata; Actinopteri; Cyprinodontiformes; Goodeidae. Bases 213 to 1232 code for a protein of 339 amino acids. The transcript has 9 exons. The record is from RefSeq and is a predicted model, not a curated record.
UGACUCUGACAAGCAGACGGUGCCAGAUUUUUGAAAGCCAUCGUCCUAGCCCUCGGAUUAUUCAGCCUGGAGUCACUUCUUACCUGUGCUGUGGAGAUCACCGCCUGCCGCCCACUGAGGCUUCCCUUCUGGGUUUCAAAUUCCACUCAAGACAAAAGCAGGAAUGUGAGGACCUCAAAAGGGAAAACAAGUUCUUAUCAAAUGAGAUCCACAUGGAACGGAUCACGAUGCGCACGGAGAACGAGCUGACGAUGAGGAACCUCAGGAACAUGAACCAGGAGCUGCAGAUCCAAGUGAAAGAGCUGAAGCAGAAGUUGCAUCAGAGCCAGCAGAGGCUGACAUUUUGCUCCCGCGCUGCAGAUGAGGCGGAGGAGUCCAGGGGUGAGGCUGAGAAGAGCAGGGUCUCAGCUGAGUCUCGUGCCCUCGGUUUUCAGCGGGACAAGGAGACAGCUGAGGCUGACCGGAGGCGGCUGAGUGAAGAGCUGCAGCUGCUCAAGAAGGAGCACACUGAUCUGCAGCUCACACUGGUACAAACGGAGAAAAACUACUUUGAAGCCAAGCUGAAGCUGGAGCGGGCUUCUGGGGAGAAAAACACUCUGCUGCAGGAGAACAGGAGCCUGGGUGCAGAAAGAGAAGAGCUGAGACUCAAGCUGAGGCAUAUCACACAGGAAAAUGUCCAAAUUAAAGAAAGUGAGAUGACUUUAAGGCGUAAAGCUAUGGCGGCAGACGAGGAGAGGAAAAGAGCCAACCAGGCUCAGCGAGAGAUCGAGGCUGAGAGGCGUCAGGCUGACAAAGAGAGGCAGGAGAAGACGGCAGAGUGCCUUAGCUGGAGGGAAAAGCACCAUGAGUUGGCCAACAUCCUUCAAUCUCACGAGGAUCUGAAAGCUCAGAUGCAGAGCAAAGCAUGUCAGGCUAACAUCAAGAGCUACUUUUUGUGUAUGGCGGAGAGCAAUCAGCGAGUAAAAAUCCUGAAAAAUCCAGAUGGAAACCCAAGAAAUUUCACAGAAGGAGAUCCUGUAUAUAUCAGCACUUCCGAGGACGGUCCCGAAGAGCCUGAGAGAAGUUCAUCCAGGACUAUGUUGAGGAUCUCAGCGCCACACACAGGAAGGGACCUGGGUCCCAGUCAUUUUGAUGAACUGCCCGCCUUCGAAGGGGAGCGCCCUGGAUCUGCUCCUUCACGCAGAACCAGAAAGAUGGUGGAAUACUUCUGGAUCCCAACAGACCAGGAGUAACGAUCUGCUCUUUUCCAACGUAUGAGGUGGUUUAUUUCACUUCAAAUGUAUAAACUGCAAUAAUAAAAAAAAAAACAGCAGGAAGUA